AUGGCCGAUUCAGGACCUCCUGCUGGCGCCCAGCUGCCCCCUCCCCCGCAGCCCAACGCCGGAGCGCCUGGUUUCGAGAACAACCAGAAUGGUCAGGGCAACGCGGCGCAUAUGCCUCCCCCGCCGCUUCACAUCCCCCCGAACACGAACCCCAUCCCGACUGCCAUUACGUCUCCCAUGUCUGCCAUCGACAAGAAUGGCGUCAUGUCUCCUGGCGGAGGAGCAUUUCCACGUCGUGCCGCGCCCGAGCCUAACAAGCGAGCGCUGUAUGUUGGUGGUCUUGAUCCCCGUGUGACGGAAGAUGUCUUGCGCCAGAUCUUUGAGACGACUGGUCACGUCCAGAAUGUGAAGAUCAUCCCGGACAAGAACGCAAAGGGUUACAACUAUGGCUUCGUCGAAUACGACGACCCAGGCGCGGCUGAACGCGCCAUGCAGACAUUGAACGGACGACGAGUCCAUCAGGCAGAAAUUCGAGUGAACUGGGCGUAUCAAUCCAACACUACGAACAAGGAGGACACCUCUGGUCACUUCCACAUCUUCGUUGGUGAUCUGUCCAACGAGGUCAACGAUGAGGUGCUGUUGCAGGCGUUCUCCGCCUUUGGUACCAUAUCAGAGGCUCGUGUCAUGUGGGACAUGAAGACAGGUCGAUCUCGCGGAUAUGGAUUCGUGGCUUUCCGGGACCGCGCUGACGCUGAGAAGGCUCUGAGCUCAAUGGAUGGGGAGUGGCUUGGGUCCCGAGCCAUUCGGUGCAACUGGGCCAACCAGAAGGGCCAACCUUCUAUGGCUCAGCAGCAGGCGAUGCAGGCUGUUGGCAUGACACCGACGACACCGUACGGCCAUCACCACUUCCCCACCCACGGAAUCCAGAGCUACGACAUGAUAGUCAACCAGACUCCGGCUUGGCAGACCACUUGCUACGUUGGGAACCUGACCCCGUACACGACCCAGAACGACCUCGUGCCUCUUUUCCAGAACUUUGGCUUUGUCGUGGAGUCUCGGUUCCAGGCUGACCGCGGAUUUGCCUUCAUCAAGAUGGACUCGCAUGAGAAUGCAGCCAUGUCCAUCUGCCAACUGAACGGGUACAAUGUUAAUGGCAGGCCCCUCAAGUGCAGUUGGGGCAAGGACAAAACCCCCAGCAAUCCCCAGUCGGCUGGUUUCGAUCCGGCUCAGCAGGCAUUCAGCCCUCAGACUGCUCAGCCGCCGUCUGCGUACCCAGGCACGCCGUCUACUUUCUUUCCCCAGUAUGGAGGUCAGUACGGAGGCCAGCAACCGGGCUAUGGCGCACCCCCGGCACAGUCGCCCGCGGCAUACGCAGCUCAGCCAAUGGGAUAUCCCGGGCCGCCCAGCGCUGGUGGUUAUGUGCGUGGUCAAGGGCCGCCUUCUAACCAGCAGCAAUGGACGCAGCCCCCUCCCAACCAGAAUUUCAACAGCGCAUACCCAAGCUACCAAGGCUAG
Messenger RNA from Anthostomella pinea, 1455 nucleotides. The record is from the annotation of a GenBank genome assembly. Lineage: Eukaryota; Fungi; Ascomycota; Sordariomycetes; Xylariales; Xylariaceae.